AUGACGGAGCUGACUACUGAUCGACAUAUUGAUAUUGCCAAUACUGUUGGAGUGGUUGCGGCAUCUCUGGCAACGGGGCAGCAGCUCGACGAGUUUGAAUAUAUGGAGCUGUCCUAUGGGACCACUCUGAUCAAUGAUCUCGUCGAUCUCCGAAGCGAUACGAUGCGCAGACAGAGGGAGAACCCCGUUCUGAGAGGGGUACGAGGGUCGGUGUAUAAAUAUCUCAACAAACAGAUUCUCAGUUGCUUAUCUGUCACGACAGAGCUCGUUGAGUCCGAGCAAUUACUGGCCUUGGUGAUGAUGGCUUUUUGCAACUGGACUGUCAUGGCUUCUCACCAAAAUCUAUAUGAGUUAAUCCACGAGACUCGUGAAAACCCAGAAGUUCAGAAAUGCAGCUACGAUGGACUUGAAGAGCAGUGUGAUAGAUUGGUCAAGGCGUUGCAACCAUAUGGAUCGCUAGGGCGGGAUGGUCUGCACUAG
This is a messenger RNA of Aspergillus fischeri NRRL 181, 480 nucleotides long. RefSeq lists its product as uncharacterized. The record is from RefSeq and is a predicted model, not a curated record. Bases 1 to 480 code for a protein of 159 amino acids. NCBI's taxonomy places the organism in Eukaryota, Fungi, Ascomycota, Eurotiomycetes, Eurotiales, Aspergillaceae. The transcript has a single exon.